Zea mays is the source of this 559-nucleotide messenger RNA. RefSeq names its product RGG repeats nuclear RNA binding protein A. Gene Ontology annotation, cellular component: nucleus; cytoplasm. The coding region runs from base 1 to 534 and encodes 177 amino acids. The record is from RefSeq and is a predicted model, not a curated record. Gene Ontology annotation, molecular function: RNA binding. The transcript is spliced from 3 exons. Lineage: Eukaryota; Viridiplantae; Streptophyta; Magnoliopsida; Poales; Poaceae.
AUGGCCAAGUUGCCCACCAAGCCUCCGCUGCCCGCGCAACCUGAGUAUUAUUUUGAAAAUGGUGAGGGUAGGCAGGCAGAGAGGGGCCGUGGGCCCCGCCAGCCUUACCGUGGAGGUGGGCGACGUGGUGGGUACAACGAUGGGCAGGCUGGGAAUGAGUUCGGACGUCCUCGCCGGGCAUAUGAGCGCCACAGCGGCACUGGCCGUGGCUACGGGAUGAAGCGUGAAGGGGUUGGGCGUGGAAAUUGGGGAACUGCAACUGAUGAAGGCCUUGAACAGGACACUGUGGAUGCUGUUAAUCCUGAGGAAACUACUGCCGUGGUGGAGGAUGAGAAGAAACCUGAAGAUGCACCACAGUCUAAGGUUGAGAAGGACAAGGAGGGCGCGGAGAAUGAAGAACAAGAAAAGGAACCUGAGGAUAAGGUAUAUUUCUGGUUUGUACUAAGAUGCUCUUGCUACCAUAUUCCGCGUUGCAAUGUGUAUGGUUGUAGUAUGCCUAGCACAUUAUGUAAGGGUGAUGGUAGCACCCUUUAACUUGCCUAGCACGUCUUGUGAUUUU